UACAAACCUGAACGAAAAUUCAAAGGACUGAUAACUCUGAUAAGGGCAGAACAAGGGGCGGCAAGAGAAGAAGAUGUUGGCUCCGACUACGGCAUUUCGCAGGUAUCCGAUGAACAUCAAGUAUAUAUUGUAGAAGGCGAUCACGAUAGUUUCGUUCAAGGGAAAACCUCAGCAAAAACGGUAUCUAUAAUUAAUGAUCUGAUUGCAGAAUCGUAUAAUACGUCUAUAGAAGAGGUGUAA
Molecule: messenger RNA, 240 nt
Organism: Gongylonema pulchrum
Lineage: Eukaryota; Metazoa; Nematoda; Chromadorea; Rhabditida; Gongylonematidae
Source: the annotation of a GenBank genome assembly